AUGGGUUAUUACCUUGCUGACGGUAUAUACUCUCAAUGGGCAACACUAGUUCAGACAAUCUCAUCUCUCCAAGGAGUAAAGAAGCAACAUUUUGUAAUGAUGCAAGAGUCAGCAAGGAAGGAUGUAGAGCAGGCAUUCGAAGUGGUCCAAUCCCAAUUUGCAAUUGUAGGUGGUCCAGUACAUUUUUUGGAUCCCAAAAUGCUUGGUAACAUAAGAAAGAGUUGCGUUAUAUUGCACAAUAUGAUUGUUGAAGAUAAGAGAGAUGAGCAUCUUGAUUUCGAUUAUGAAACAUCAUCAACCAACUCACCAGUAGUAGUUUUGUGUACUAGUAACAAUGACUUUGAAUCAUUUAUGUCCCGUCAUUUAGGUAUUAGAGAUAAGAAUGCAUAUCAUGCCCUCCGCAAUGAUUUAAUAGAACAUAUGUGA
Camellia sinensis is the source of this 426-nucleotide messenger RNA. Lineage: Eukaryota; Viridiplantae; Streptophyta; Magnoliopsida; Ericales; Theaceae. The record is from RefSeq and is a predicted model, not a curated record.